ACGCUCAUUUCAAUAAAUAUUUAAUAUUCAUUACUAAUCUCAUCGCUCUAAAGUGAGAAGUGAGUUUUUCAUCCACGUUCAAGCCUUAUAAUUCGCUAGAACAAUGUCGUACAGAAGUUAAGCAUAUAUAUCGACUUCAACGGUUUAUAUUUGUUCGCCUUGCAGAGCAUCGGUGGACCGGCAAUUGUGUGUCGUGCGACAGUGGAAGGAAAGUUUCAAUCGAAAUUAGUAGGGAAGCAACACUACGGUGGUCGCACAUUAUGCCUAACCGGCAUAUUGAGAAUAAAAAUUUUUUCUUUGUUUGUGUGCGUAUGCCUGUAUUACUGUAUGUAUUGUUUGUUUUCCAGAUUUAGAACAAUGCGAACAACCAAAGUACAUUGAUAUUCUCAAGAGGCUCUGAUUCACUCGAACAAAUGUUCAAACGCUUUCAUUUUCUCACAUGUAUCGAACCGGAAUCUAAUGGCAAACAAUGCGAGCGAGAGGGGGAGAGAGAGGCUCAACGAUAAAGGACUUUUGAAAUUGGAACAACAUCGAAAUGGAACAGCACCAAACCGGUAUACGCAUAACAAUAAAAAAAAAUUUAUCAUAUUAAUCGAAGGCAAAUUAUUCAACGAAGUGAUUCGAUUGAAAUUGAUCUGUUUAUCUGUUCUUGUGUUUGUUUAAUAAUGAAAUAUGCACUCAACCGAAGUUAAUCGCUGUUUGAUACAUGCCAACAAUAUCUUGAAGUAAUAUGUGUCAAAUCUGCAACGCAGAGAGAGAGGAGAGAGAAAAGAGAUUUUAUUUUCAUUUCAGGAUUUCAAUGCAUACAAAUGAACACAUUCGGCUGUACUCGUUCCUGCUCACUUAGCAAAAGUGGUCAUACAUCAUUUACGACGAUAAUUCCGUUUUUCAAUAGACUAACCCUACAAGAAUUUUGCGAUACAUUGAGGUUUACGUCGACAUGUCGCCGUGAAACAAAACCUUCCCGUGACAUUCCGCAUUGCGAUAGGUUUUUCAAUGUACAGGUUUACGCAUAAUCAUUACGCCGACAUAUCUGCGACAUAUCGCAUUGCGUAAACCUGUAAAUUCGAAUUGUAUCCAACUUCAUUACAUUGAAAACAUAAUUUCAAAUGGUUGUAUUUAAACUUUUCAUGUUGCUCAUCGUUGCUAAUAAGAAAAAAAAACUUAUUCAAAAUAAUUAUUAAGUAGAAUAAUCAGCCAUUGCAGCCUUUAAAAAUACAACAUGCUGAAUUCGAAUGAAGUUGAUCGCAGUUCAUGCAUUCUGUGACAACUAUUGCAUAAGGUUGGCGAUACGUUUGCGUAAACGUUGUCGCAAAAUUCUUGUAGGGUAAUUCUAAAUACGGUAAAACAUGUUUCGUUUAAAGUUCAUAAUUGAUUUUUUUUUGUUUUUAGGGGGGAGCAAACGCAUUUCAGCGUUCACACACAAUAUUGGGAAUAGGAUCGAGCUUGAUACACAUUCUCCAUCAAAAUGAAUUGUAGCAAAUUGUCUUAUGCAUAUUGCACAAUUUCAAUGAUUUCAUUUUGUUUCUAUUGCACACACUCAGUCAAAUCACAUGAAAUCGAUAAUGAUAUUAUCAAUGUCAAACGGGAAAUGUGUCACAAUGCAUUGAUUAAUAUUAGAAGUCUUUGAGAAAGUGCAGCGAAAUGAGUCAGUCAUUUGAUUUUAUGCACCGAAAAUUCAUUUUUCAUAACAUUUGUUCUGUUUGUUAUUGGUGGUGGUCAUGCAAUAUAACUCCCUUGUUUUCUGCGGCAUUACAAUUUUUGGCGAGUUUUAAUCAAAGAGAAGUACUUUUUGAUUAAAAUAUAAAUUAAUUAUGCAUUUAUAGUAUAUAGUUCCCUCGUUUUCAAUAGAUAUUUCAAUUUCCUUAUUAAUUUCAUGUAUUUCCAUCAAGCUUCUCUCACUGUCGAUGUAAACCAAUGGACAUGUUCCUUUCUUUUAUAUAAUAUACACAUAUACACCGAGAAACUGAUACGUUCCGUCUAAUUUCCGUUAUUAUGAAUCAGCAUUCCGGCUUUGCCGUCGUCGUUGUUUCUGUUGUUGUUGUUGUCGUCUAUGCUCCCGCUUUAUUCAAGUGGCAAAGAAAUAUUGGCGCCUUGAUACUGAAAAAUUCACCAUUGUCAAUGGGUGGGUGGGUGUUAUCCACACAUUAAUAUUGUGUGAGAUUUUCACAUCAUAAAUAAAUGCUAACAAAUGUCAUCGCAUGUAUUUCGCUUUAUUAUAUUAUUAUUUUCUUUUUCUUUUUCUUCGCUGUACUAUUUGCAAUAACGACAUGGCAAAAGGUUGGCGUAUAGCAUUUCCUUCAAUUAUCGAAAUGAUUCAGUGCAAUUGCUUUAAUGAGUCGGUAAAUCUUCACCAUUUUAAUUGGAUUUCGGUGUAUUUAUCAAUAGUGUUAAUUAUUAUUAACAAAUGAAGAACACUUAAUAUCUUGAUAAAUGUUUUAUGGCUCGAAUUGUAUGGGGAAUUUUAUUUCUUUGUUUUCUUUCGUAGUCAUCAUUCAAAAAUGAUUAUUACGUCAUUGGUGACACAGGGAAUUCAACUUGUUGCCGAUAGUGAUUUUGUCGUUCGACAAACUAAAAGUCACACUUGUAAAAUAUAAAAUAGGCAACAAUGUAUCCAUAAAACAUGACUUCCGAAUAGCAAUUUCUUUUCUUUUUCUUAUUUUUCUUCAAAAUGAUAGCACAUGAUACAUGACACAUGUUAUACAUGAAAUAUCACUUGAAAAUCUUAAAAGCAAUUGCAAAUGCGUAUUGUGUGGCAAAUUUACUGACGAAAAUGUGCCGCAGUGUGUGCGUCAAAUUAAAUUGGUCCUAUUUAAACACAAUAAAAGCAUAUUUUUAAAUAUCAGACACAAAGGUAGCCGUAAUUGGGAGCAAUUAUCAUUACUCGGCAAAUAGAGUUUUUGAUCUAUUUUUUCAAAACGAUAUUGCCACUUACUGCAGGGCCUUGGUAUGUGCUAUGAUUUUUAUUUUCUUGGUAGUUUAUGACACUCUGUUCUUUCCUUAACAACUAUAUUUGUUUAAUGCUCAAUCACAUAUCGAUAUAUAAUGAGUUGGGAUCGCGCGCGCGUGUGUUAUCGAAAUUACAUGUAGUGUUGAUGAUGAUGAGCAAUUACAAUUAUAAAUUGAUGUCUUUAAUUACGACAUACAAAUAUUUACAGAAGAUUGAAAUAUUUAUACGGAGAAAAAAAUAGACGUGUUCAAUUGCUUAUCAGUCUAUUGACUCGAGGAUGAUACAAUUUAACGACAUUUUAUCUUUGCGUCUAACCAAGUGCAAGCGUCACCUUUAGGGUCCAUGUAAGUGUAUUGUUCUUAUCAUUGCAAAUAAUUUUUGCGCCCAUUCAACGAACAUACCAUUCGAACAAUUAUUUCUCUAUUUUGUUGUUGUUGUUGUGUUUCUGAAAACGAUUUCACAAUGCCUAGACAAAAUAAGUUGAUUGUAUCACAGUUUCAAUGAUUAGUUAUUCACGGCAUUCCAUGUGAAUCUGUUGUGCCUGUGCAGAAAGUUUAAGGGGAUAGAAACAGCCAUGAAUUUCGUUGGGUAUUUUUUAAUUGGAAUUUUGUGUUGCACAAUUGUGUCAGGUGAUUUACGACCAUUAGAUCCAAAAAAUGUUCAGACAUUUGCUGUAGAUACGCGUGAUGAACAAAAUUACCGUUUGCCAAAUAAUACGAAACCGGAAACCUACGAUAUUACAAUAAGAACGACAGUGGAUGAAGCAGUGAAUGAAGACGACGACAUCAGUUUCGAAGGAACGGUGGUAAUUAACAUCAAGGCGCUAGAAGAAACGUCUACCAUUACCCUACAUGCACGCCAAUUAACCAUAAAAGACAUAAGACUAAAAACUGCAAGUGGUGGUGAUAUUCAAUUAGAAUGGACAUACUCGAUUGUUCCCGAAUUUGUCAUCAUUGCGACCAAAAGUAAACUUGAAAAAGACAAAAACUACCUAGUGACCAUCGCCUACACGGGUGAAUUGAGAAAAGAUAAUGCCGGUUUUUAUCGAUCAUCAUAUCUUGAUGCCAACGGAUUGAGACAUUGGUUGGCGACAACACAGUUUGAAUCGACCGAUGCUCGACAUGCAUUCCCAUGCUAUGACGAACCUGCAUUUAAGGCCAAUUUCACUAUUCAUAUAGAUCAUGAUGUUUCGUAUAACGCUAUAUCAAACACUCAUGGAACAACAUCAACACCGGAUUCGGAGGGUAGAGUUAAGACAACGUUUGCCACAACGCCACCGACAUCGACGUAUUUGAUUGCAUUUAUCGUGUCAGAUUUCGAAUAUAACGAAACAAAUGCGUCAGAUACCAAUCCAACUCAUCAACGGGUCUUCACCAGCAAAAAUAAGCUCAGCCAAACUGCAUACGCAUUGGAUGAAGGCGUGAAGAUUUUGAAUGCCAUUUCAAAAUAUGUGUCAGUGCCAUUUUCCUUGCCAAAAAUGGACCAAGCUGCGAUACCAGAUUUCCAAGCUGGAGCUAUGGAAAACUGGGGACUUGUAACAUACAGAGAGCCAUACUUGUUAUAUGAUCCGAACGUUCAUUUGCCAUCACGACAGCUCACCAUCUCCACAAUAAUUGCACACGAAUUCGGUCAUCAAUGGUUUGGCAAUUUAGUGUCGCCAAAGUGGUGGACAUACAUCUGGUUAAAUGAAGGAUUUGCAACACUGUUCGAAUACCUCGGCGCUGGAUUGGUGCAUCCGGAUUGGAAUAUUUUCAGCGAUUUUAUUGCAAACCAACUGCAGCCCGUUCUUCGCACUGAUGCAAAAUCGACUACGCGCGCAAUGACCACUUAUGCAGAAAGUCCAAGUGGUGUAUCUGGUUUAUUUGACAGCAUUGCCUAUGCUAAAUCUGGUUCGGUCAUUCGCAUGUUUUUGCACGCACUUGGCGAGGACACGUUCAAAAAAGGACUCACAUAUUAUUUAAACGCACAAGCACACAGUGUGGCUGACGAAGACAACUUGUUUGAAAACCUCAACAAAGCGGCCAAAGAAGAUGAAGUGAUUGCCGAUCCAUUAACGGUGAAGGAAUUGUUUGGAUCAUGGUCGAAUCAAAAGGGAUUCCCAUAUUUGAAGGUUGUACGAAAUUCCAAUGGUUCGGUGACACUGUUGCAAGGGGAAUACGAUGCAGUCUACAAGCCAGAUGAACCAAACACACGUACCUGGUGGAUUCCAUACAAUUUUGCAACAAGAAAAGUCCCCGAAUUCGAUGUAACCACUCCAUCUGGUUGGUUCCCGAAAGGUCAAAACCAAACGCUCAUUCCCGAAGAUAAUACUAAAUGGACGAAAGACGAUUGGUUGGUUUUCAAUCGUCAGCAAACUGGUUUCUAUCGCGUUUGGUAUGACCAACACAACUACGAUUUGAUUAACAAAGAACUGAACUCCGGCAAUCUGUCUUCGAUUCAUGAAAACAAUCGGGCUCAAUACAUUGAUGAUUUGAAUGAUUUUGUGAGCACUGGUCGUGUUCCACCAAAAACUCUGUUCAGUGCAUUGACCUAUUUGUCAAAUGAAAACCAUUACGCACCAUGGGUGUCAGCCCGGCGUGCACUUUUGGAUUUAAAUCAAAUUUUCGCCGCCAGUGAAAAGCAGCACGAAUUCAAUGACUUUGCUGCAAAAAUUCUAACCAACUUUUACAAUAAUAAGACAUUGGACGCAAUUGAAAAUGAACCACUUUUCGAUAAACUCUCGCGAAACAUUGCCGUUGAAUUGGCCUGCCGAUUUGGUGUUCCACGGUGUUUGAACGAAACCUAUAUCAAAUUCCACAAUUUUCUUCAGAAUGGCAACAAACCAUCGCAAGAUAAUCGCGGUUUAGUGUUUUCCAACGGAAUACGUAACGCUGCAAGCAAAGAUAUUGACAAAUUUUGGAAUUACCUUGUCGCCACCAACUCCGAUGAUGAACGCAAAGAAAUCAUCAACAGCUUGGGAAAUAUUCAAAAUAGCACAUACACCGAACGUGUUCUAAACAAAACUCUCGGUAAUGUGGGCACUGGAGUGACCAAAGCCGAUUUAAUGUCGAUUAUUCAAUCGAUUAGUGGCGGUAGUCAAAGUGGUCUUGCGAUUACCAUCACAUUCCUCGGACAUAAUUUGGAAAAAGUCAAUACGACCAUCGGAUCAGUUCCUACGAUUCUAACAUCGGUUGCCUCAAACGUUGUUACAGCUGAAGUUCAAACUGAUUUCGUCAAUCUGUUGGAUUUAGCCAAAUCUAAAAACUUAAUCACCGACGCUGAAAUCGAAACUCUCAAAAAUACUGUCAACGACAAGGUGGACUGGCAAAAGAACAAUGUGAAACAAUUUGAAGACGCUCUUACGCUUUCAGCCGCUUCAAUGACAGAAAAUCCAGCUUCGCACGUUCUAAUUUAUGUAUUAUGUUUGUUAGCAUUAGCUCUUUUAGUUGCAUUUGUAAUCUUCUAUUUGGUUCGCCGGAAUGCCAAAUAAACCAGCAUGGCCUAGCCAUGAGUUCACAUGCACAUUCAAUAGUCAAAUUGAACAGAUCAUGAAAAAAAAGUGCCAAUUUAUAUAUAUUUAUAACGCCGUUAAAGCAUAUACAUUUAUUUUGAUAAUUUUUUUUUUGGAAUAAAUUAAAGCAAAAUUAACUCGUCUUAA
Molecule: messenger RNA, 6587 nt
Organism: Sitodiplosis mosellana (orange wheat blossom midge)
Lineage: Eukaryota; Metazoa; Arthropoda; Insecta; Diptera; Cecidomyiidae
Product: aminopeptidase N-like
Exons: 9
Coding region: 3525-6419 (964 amino acids)
Biological process (GO): proteolysis; peptide catabolic process
Cellular component (GO): cytoplasm
Molecular function (GO): peptide binding; zinc ion binding; metalloaminopeptidase activity
Source: RefSeq, a predicted model, not a curated record